This is a messenger RNA of Oreochromis niloticus (Nile tilapia), 1644 nucleotides long. RefSeq lists its product as uncharacterized. The record is from RefSeq and is a predicted model, not a curated record. Bases 45 to 938 code for a protein of 297 amino acids. Gene Ontology annotation, cellular component: external side of plasma membrane; membrane raft. Gene Ontology annotation, molecular function: MHC class II protein binding; protein tyrosine kinase binding. NCBI's taxonomy places the organism in Eukaryota, Metazoa, Chordata, Actinopteri, Cichliformes, Cichlidae. Gene Ontology annotation, biological process: T cell activation; positive regulation of ERK1 and ERK2 cascade; interleukin-15-mediated signaling pathway. The transcript is spliced from 6 exons.
CAGUCGAGAUCGAGAACGAGAAAGAAGUGAGACAGAGAAGCACGAUGGAUGAAUUCAGAUGGAUUCAAAUGUUUUUAUGUCUGAUGCUGAUGAUUCAGAUUGCAGUAUCUGUAAAUGAAACAUCCAUUUUUAUGAAAGUUGGAGGUGACGUCACUCUGCCUUGUCUAAAUCUGAUAGAUGAGCAGAAUAACUGUGAUGGUAUUACGUGGACGUUUGCUUCAAGAAACAAACCAACAACAAUAGAGCUGAUCACACUUGGACAGAUUGGUGAACAUGCCAAAACUAAAUCAGACAGACUGAGUGUUACAGUGAACUGUUCUGUGCAUAUAAAGAAGCUCACAGUUGAGGAUGUUGGUUUUUAUUCCUGUCAACAAUACAAAGUCAAAGAAACACCAUCUAAACACACUCGGGUUCGUCAGUCUUUCGUUGAUCUCUCUGUUAUUACCUUGACUGAACAUAAGAACAUUGAUAAGGGGAUACUAAACUGCUCUGUGCUGACACAUGGAGAGUGUCAUCACACAGUGAUGUGGCAAAUUAAAGGUAAAGAUGUGGACAAAGAGGACAACGAAAUAGUGACUUCACAGACUGUUUGCUCCACCACAGUGUCCAUUCCAGAGUCUCACUUUCUUUAUUCAUCAAGAUAUAACAUAUUGGCAUGUGAAGUGACUGACAGUAAAAUAGGAAAAGUGCAGCUGUUUGCCUUUACUUCUCAGCCCUCAGGUGAAGAAACAGAUUUUUCUGUAUCUUUGAGGUCCAUUAUUAUCUCUCUGGGGUUAGCAGCAACUUUAAUAACUGCUGUGACAGUCAACAUAUGGACAAGGACUAAAGGGAACACGACCAAGAUGGAUAAAACAAUACAUUAUGAUCAAGUUGAAGACGAUGUUACAGUUCAUUAUGAAAACAUCGGGGUUUCUGCUGCUUCAGUCAGAUUCAACUGAUCAACUUCAACUCAGCAGAGGAAAUGGCUUUUAUAUUACCAGUAUCAUCUCAUCCAGUUUUAUAGAUUAAAUCGUAUAAAACAGAUAACGAUGUAAGUCGUUCCCAUUAAGUUCAUUCUGCUCAUCUGCGUGUUUUGUUUUCAGUGGGAGAAAUGUUUCGUCAUUCAUCCAAGUGACUUCUUUAGUCUUCUUCAAUCACUCGGAUAUUUGACGAAACACGUUCCCCCUGAAACCGCUAUGAUCUGAUUGAGCAUGCAUCAAGACCAUAUACAUAGUUGUUUUGUGUUUCAGUAUUCUGACUAUGGAUUUAUAUUUAGGUCUUGAACUUGUAUGAGUUUUGUCACAUCCUGUUCAUCCUGUUCAGACCUUCACUCACAUCUUUGGUUGAAUAGACUUAGAUAGAAGAAGAGGAGUCGAGGAUGUACAAACCGAGAAAUAGGUAGCCAAUAAACCACUUCCCAAUCAACUCUCUUCUAUGUAUAGAAGAGAGUUUUAGUUCCACUCUAAACGUAUCUACCCAUUUGACCUACUUGACCACAGUCUCUCUUUUACAUUCGUUAAUAAACCACAUAAAGACUGUUUCUGUGCAAGUGGAUCUUUUUUAUGCUCUCUUAAUAUAUUUGUGACACUAUACUUCAUGGUUCUGUAAAUUACUGAAAUAAAACAAGCUGAGACUUGAGGUGAGAGAACAGGAAGUUGUGUGGUG